Messenger RNA from Vigna unguiculata (cowpea), 2993 nucleotides. RefSeq names its product cysteine-rich receptor-like protein kinase 5. Gene Ontology annotation, biological process: protein phosphorylation; defense response to bacterium. The record is from RefSeq and is a predicted model, not a curated record. Gene Ontology annotation, cellular component: plasma membrane. Lineage: Eukaryota; Viridiplantae; Streptophyta; Magnoliopsida; Fabales; Fabaceae. Gene Ontology annotation, molecular function: protein serine/threonine kinase activity; ATP binding.
UGAAUGAUGUCUUUUUCUUCCGUCCAUUCAUUCUUUCUCGCCUUGUCUAUGUUUUCUGUUUACUUGACUUGCCUCGUCGAUGACUUACUUUUCCAAGCCAAACACCAGCACGCUUCCUCGUCAUAAUAAUAAAAACAAAAAAUGGUUCAGAAAACAUGAUCCAAGAGCUCGUAAGCACAUCCAUGGCUUCCUGUAACAUUUUCUUCCUCUUUAUCCUUGUUAGCUUCCUCACUUUUGCAACUGCUCACGCACAGUCCGACUCCGACCCUGUCUAUCUAUUCCACAAUUGCCCUAUGGGCAACACAACAGAUGGCAGCACCUUCCAAUCCAAUCUCAACAUCCUACUCUCCUCCUUAUCAGAUAACGCCCCCGACAACAACGGAUUCUACAACAACACUGUCUCUGGACAAAACCCCUCGGACUCUGUCUUUGGACUUUUCAUGUGCAGGGGUGACGUCCCUUCUCAGCUUUGUCACCAAUGUGUCCAAAAUGCAACCCACCGAUUAUCCUCAGAGUGUUCCUUGGCUAAGCAAGCUGUGAUUUGGUACGAUGAGUGCACCGUUCGUUACUCCAACAACUCAUUCUUCUCCACUUUCUCCACCAGACCUAGAAUUGGCCUGUUGAACACUGCUAAUAUCUCAAACCAGGAAAGUUUCAUGACUUUACUGUUUCAGACCAUGAACAAAACUGCAAAUGAAGCCGCUGCUGCUGUCGGUAACAAGUUUGCAACAAGGCAAGCAUAUAUUUCUGGAUUUCAGAACCUUUAUUGUCUAGCUCAGUGCACUCCGGACUUGUCACUCAGUGACUGUAGAAGGUGUCUGAGUGGAGUGAUAGGGGACCUUCCCUGGUGCUGCCAGGGGAAGCAGGGAGGGAGAGUUCUAUACCCCAGCUGUAAUGUUAGGUAUGAACUUUACCCUUUCUAUCGCUCCAUAGAAGGACCUGAAGAUUCAGGAUUUUCAGAAGAUCCAACUUAUCUAAACCACAAUUGCUCAACUAAUGUAACUGCUGGCAGCACUUUCAAAAUGUAUGUAGAGACCCUCCUCACUUACAUGUCCACCAAUGCCACCGAUGGAAAAAUGUUUUAUAAGGGCAGCGUGGAGAACAUUGUGAAUGGGCUCUUCAUGUGCCAAGGUGGUCUUCCAUCUGGGCUCUGUCAACAAUGCGUCACCAAAGCAACCCUCCGAAUAUCCUCAGCGUGCAAUUCGUUUCAAGAGGGUGUAAUUUGGUACAGCCAUUGCAUGCUUCGCUAUUCCUAUCGCUAUUUCUUCUCCCGAGUACAAAAAAUCCCAACUUUUCAACUGUUGAAAGUCACCAGUGCCUCCAGCUCCGCCCCUGAGCAAGAGUUCUUCGCUUUUACACUAUCAACUAUGUUGGCUAAUCUGGCGAAGGAGACACAGGAUAGUGAUGAGAGAUAUCUGACUAAAUCAUCGAAAUUGAAUGCUUUACAAACGCUUUAUGCGUUAAGCCAAUGUACGCAGGAUUUAUCUAGUGAUGAUUGUAGGGGCUGUUUGGAAGAUAUAAAUGGAAAUAUCCCUUGGUCUCUCUUGGGAAGCGUGGGGGGAAGAGUUUUGAAUCCCAGUUGCAGUCUCAGGUUUGAAUUGUUCCAAUUUUACGGCUUUGGUGACCAACCUCAACGGCCAAAAUCAGGUGAUCCUUCUCCAUCUCCCCACAAAGGAAAAAGAAAAGUAUCAUUAUUGCUAACAAUGAUCUUGAUUAUUGUACCCACAAUUGUUUCAGUGAUACUCUUCUUUUUGGUCUACUAUUUGAUAAAGAGUAAAGUAAGAAAAAGUGCUAAGACUAUUCUAAAAGAAAAUUUUGGUAAUGAAAGUGUCACUUUAGAGCCAUUGCAAUUCAGUUUGACGGUAAUUGAAGUUGCAACCAACAACUUCUCAAAGGAGAAUAGGAUUGGAAAAGGUGGAUUUGGAGAAGUUUAUAAGGGUAUUCUCCUUGAUGGACGACAAAUCGCAGUAAAGAAACUGUCAAAAAGUUCUAAGCAAGGUGCAAAUGAGUUCAAGAAUGAAGUUUUAUUGAUAGCCAAACUUCAACAUAGAAAUCUUGUGACAUUUAUUGGUUUUUGUCUUGAAGAUCAAAACAAAAUUCUAAUAUAUGAAUAUGUGCUGAACAAGAGUCUCGACUAUUUUUUAUUUGAUUCUCAACAAGCAAAUUUGUUAGGAUGGUCUGAUCGUUAUAACAUUAUUGGAGGGAUUGCUCGCGGAAUUCUUUAUUUACAUGAAUAUUCUCGACUCAAAGUCAUACAUGGUGAUCUUAAACCUAGUAAUAUCUUAUUAGAUGAAAAUAUGAUUCCAAAAAUUUCAGAUUUUGGUUUGGCUAGAAUUAUUGAAAUACAUGAAGACCAAGCGAGUACAAAUAGAAUUGUUGGAACAUAUGGUUACAUGUCUCCAGAAUAUGCGAUGCUCGGACAUUUUUCAGAAAAAUCAGAUGUUUUUAGUUUUGGUGUCAUGGUUUUAGAAAUUAUCACUGGAAAAAGGAAUGCAAAUUCUUAUGAUCAACCAUAUGGUGUUGGUGAUGGCCUGUCAAGUUAUGUUUGGAGACAAUGGAGGAGUGAUAGCUUGUGUAUAUUAGACCCUAGUAUUAAAGAAAAAUAUUGUGAAGAAGAAGUUAUUAAAUGCACUCAAAUUGGUUUAUUAUGUGUUCAACAAAAUCCUGAUGCAAGACCAACAAUGAUGGAAGUUGUUUCAUAUUUUAGCAAUCAUUCGAUUGAAUUGCCAGAUCCAGAAGAACCUGCAUUCUUCUUGCAUGGUAGAAUGGAUUCAAGACCAGUUCCACAUUCCAAACAACAUACCAAUGGCCACACCCCAUUUUCCAUUAAUGAAAUGCCAACGAGUCAAUUUCUUCCUCGAUAGUGAAUUUUUUUCUUAAAUUUCAAGUGUCUAUAGAAUUGGUAAUUAGUAACAUGUAAUGGUCUUAAGACGUUUAAAUCCAUACGAAUUGAUGUUAAUUUUUUUCGAAGAAAUACUCAAUUUAGAAAGAAA